AUGUCUGACAAGUCCCUUCGCAUUACCGAAAGUGACGAGGCAGGCAAUGUGCUGGCGACCUACGUUCAAUCUUCGAGCGGACCGGAUGGACUCAGUAGAGUGGACACGAUUGACUCCCUCCAAGCCUUCUCAAGCAGCAUAGCCAGCCUUCUCUCCUCCCGCGCCGUCCUCUCCAGCGUGGGCGUGGGCGACUCCACCGCAUCACCAACCGCAGCCCUCUUGCUCUCCGUCCUGCAGGAAUCAGCCGGCCGCAUUGCAACGAUCCUCUUCGCCCAUCGCUUCGGCACCAGCCUGGAGCCGGAGUGCAAGAUGUACCGUCUCCUCGCUGAUGUACUGAACGACAUUGCGUUUAUCUUGGAUUGCCUUUCUCCCGUCUUCCCGAAAGCGAUUCGAGUGGUUGUCUUGAGUUUCAGCAGCGUUCUACGAGCGUUGUGCGGUGUUGCGGCUGGCUCUGCGAAAGCGAGUUUGAGUGCGCAUUUUGCUCGUUGGGGUAAUCUGGGAGAGCUGAAUGCUAAGGACUCGAGCCAGGAGACUGUGAUCUCCUUGCUCGGGAUGCUGGCUGGCAGUGUGGUGGUAUCGUGGAUCACGACGCCGGUUGCGACCUGGACGGUGCUGAUCUUCCUGCUCUCAGUGCAUCUGGAGACCAACCGCAGGGCUGUAAGAGCGGUAAGCAUGCGGACGCUUAGCCGGCAAAGAGCGACGCUUGUGUAUCACCACCUCAAGCGGUCGCACGUUCCGACACCAGAUGAAGUCUCGGAACAGGAGCAGAUCUUCGAGCGAGAUGGGGUGCUUAGAGAUCGAGAUGGACGAGCAGUGGGCUAUUGCCGCGUUGGCAGCUCCAUGUCCGAUCUGCUGUCGUCGAUGGCAACGGAAAGGCAGAGCAGCACAAAGUCAGCUCAUGUCCCUACUGAUGCUCUUUCGGGGCUGUUCGAGAUCUACCAGGAUCGGAAGUACGUUCUCUGGGUGAACACGAGCAGCCGACCUGCACAAGUCAGCAUCGUGGUCAAGACGGGCGCUUCGACCUCGGAUGUGCUGGCGGGCUGGUGGGAAGCGUGUAUGAUAGCAGAACAGGUUGCCUUCAGCCGCGAUGGCGAUCUAGAAGGCGAAAAGGGGGACGAAGCGGCGGAAGAGGUAAUCGCGAUGCUGGAGCAGAUGAGAAGAAGAGCCGCGGCGAUGCUUGAGAAACACCAAGAAGGUCUUAUGGAAGCUGGAUGGGAUUUGGAAGUCAAUGCUUUGCAGACGACCUCGAAUGUUAGAGUGGCUGUAACCUAG
Molecule: messenger RNA, 1272 nt
Organism: Saxophila tyrrhenica
Lineage: Eukaryota; Fungi; Ascomycota; Dothideomycetes; Mycosphaerellales; Extremaceae
Exons: 2
Coding region: 1-1272 (423 amino acids)
Source: RefSeq, a predicted model, not a curated record